Messenger RNA from Podospora pseudopauciseta, 417 nucleotides. RefSeq lists its product as uncharacterized. The transcript has 2 exons. The coding region runs from base 1 to 417 and encodes 138 amino acids. The record is from RefSeq and is a predicted model, not a curated record. NCBI's taxonomy places the organism in Eukaryota, Fungi, Ascomycota, Sordariomycetes, Sordariales, Podosporaceae.
AUGCCCACCUCUCCGCAGGCCGAUAGCACCGAGCCCGAGACCACUGCGAUCACCGACCCGACCGAGCCACCAAGCUGCAUGGCUUGCGAAAGCACCACGAGGAGAUCAUGGGCAUCGGCGGCCGUCCCCACGAAAAGGUCAGUCUUGGGUGUGGCCAAGCGCCUCGAAUAUAUCUUCCGCAACAAGGAGGUUGAGGACCUAGACGGAGAGUUUGCCAUAGAUGCGAAGAACAAGUGGUUCGGCAUAGAUCAGGGUAGCGAUGGGUUGACGUUCAACUACACAGAUCGCUUGACCGACAUCAGCAUACUGGAGAGUAACGACCACAAUGCCGCUGAUCGCUUCCCACAUCUGGUUUCAUUUGUUGGCAACCGGUACGUCCUCAUUAUCAAAGACAGUAUGGAUCGAGCUACCUACUGA